Mirounga angustirostris (Northern elephant seal) is the source of this 1464-nucleotide messenger RNA. RefSeq names its product keratinocyte differentiation factor 1 (gene KDF1). The record is from RefSeq and is a predicted model, not a curated record. The transcript has 3 exons. Bases 144 to 1337 code for a protein of 397 amino acids. Lineage: Eukaryota; Metazoa; Chordata; Mammalia; Carnivora; Phocidae. Gene Ontology annotation, biological process: keratinocyte development; regulation of epidermal cell division. Gene Ontology annotation, cellular component: cell junction.
GGUUAGACCAGAGACAGAAUUUCUUCUUUCGGGAGGGAGGGACACUAGGUGAGGGUUCAUGGGCAUAACUGCACCCUUGAACCUGAGUCCUUCCUGGCCUCUCCUCUAUAGGUGCCUGGCUGUAACAAAUCAUGCAAUGAGCCAUGCCCCGCCCUGGACACCGCCGCCCAUCAUCUGGGCCCCCACGCUUGGGACCCUGGGAGCGGCCAACAGAACUAUGCCUGGAGACUUUUGAUGAGCCAUCCCAACCCCCACCAAGCCGCCGCACCCGCAGGCCAGACCCCAAGGACCCUGGCCACCAUGGGCCCGAGAGCCUUACCUUCAUCUCUGGCUCUGCUGAGCCUGCUGCCGAGCCCCCAGCCUGUUGCCUGCUCUGGCGACCCUGGGUGUGGGACUGGUGCCGGGCUGCCUUCUGCUUCCGCCGCUGCCAGAGUUGCCUCCAGCGUUGUGGGGCUUGCAUGCGGGGCUGCAGCCCCUGCUUGUCUGCUGCGGACUCCCCUGAGGGGGCUGCUGAAGCCAACUGGGCCAAAGAACACAAUGGAGUGCCCCCCAGCCCCGACCGUGCACCUCCCAGUCGGCGGGAUGGCCAACGGCUCAAGUCAACCAUGGGUAGCAGUUUCAGCUACCCUGACGUCAAGCUCAAAGGCAUCCCUGUGUAUCCCUACCGCAGCGCCACCUCCCCAGCCCCUGAUGCGGACUCCUGCUACAAGGAGCCACUGGCUGAACCCCCACCCAUGCGGCACAGCCUGCCCAGCACCCUUGCCAGCAGCCCCCGUGGCUCCGAAGAAUAUUACUCCUUCCAUGAGUCGGACCUGGACCUGCCCGAGAUAGGAAGCGGCUCCAUGUCCAGCCGAGAGAUUGAUGUGCUCAUCUUCAAGAAGCUGACAGAGCUGUUCAGCGUACACCAGAUUGACGAGCUGGCCAAGUGCACAUCAGACACUGUGUUCCUGGAGAAGACCAGUAAGAUCUCGGACCUUAUCAGCAGCAUCACCCAGGACUACCACCUGGAUGAGCAGGAUGCUGAGGGCCGCCUGGUUCGCGGCAUCAUUCGCAUCAGUACCCGCAAGAGCCGAGCCCGCCCGCAGACCGCAGAGGGGCGCUCCACGCGGGGUGCGGCCCCUGCUGCUGCCCCUGACAGUGGCCACGAGACCAUGGUGGGCUCAGGGCUCAGCCAGGAUGAACUCACAGUGCAGAUCUCCCAGGAGACCACUGCAGAUGCCAUCGCCAGGAAGCUGAGGCCUUAUGGAGCCCCAGGAUACCCAGCCAGCCACGAUUCAUCCUUCCAGGGCACAGACACAGACUCGUCGGGAGCGCCGCUGCUCCAGGUGUACUGCUAACCCCGACCGGCCCAGUACAGCCCACAGCUGAAGAGGGGAAGCAGGACCCCCUUUGGAGGAGGCUGGGCCACGCUGGCUCCUCCCACCUCGGCUGACUGGUUCCUGGACCAUGUGCAUUUCACUGGGC